AUGCCUCUGACAGAUUUAUUAGGCGAAGAAGAAAAGCUGCAGUCGGCAGAGCUCAAAAGCCUGGGUUACAGCGAUACUCAAUUGAAGCGUGUAUUCAGAAUCACGGAAUCACGACUUGACGAGUUCAAGCUCUACAUCGUCAAUUGCGUGCACGCCUCAACAGCACUGCAGGAAGGUCAUGACAUCUCAUCCGCUGGUUUCCAGUCCCUGGUGCACAUUCACUUCAAGAAAAUCAAGGGAACAUUUCCAGACAUAUGCGUCUCUUCAAAGAGAGACGCAUCAGUGCAUUGCGACUACUGGGAAUGGGUUGUCAAGAGCUUGAUUCGAGAGGAGAAGCUUAGACGCCUGUCGUUGAGGAAGGUGAGACAAACUCACCAGGUACUCUCGGUGGACGAGAUUGUGGCUCAGGUAACUUCUGGUGGAGAGCUCGACAUUCCCAAGGUGCAGCUGUCUGAUGUGCAGUGGGAGCGAAAGACCAUUCACCUCUAUGAUGCUACUGGUCAGAAGCCUUUGGAGAAUGGAUGGGGAUGUGUCAGGUCGUGGGUUCGACGUCUGGGAUUUGGUCAGCGUCCUUUGCUCUACCACUAUCACGACGUUGAUUCUUCUGAGGUUCAUCCGCACGAUGCCUUGUGCUUUGUGGCGGAUACAGAUUCUUUUGACAAGGUUUGCCGUGUACAUCUUUCCCAGGCUCAUCAUAUUGCGUUCCUUAUCACUACUGCGGAGCAUCUACAGUCCUAUCUCCUCUCAAGAGCUGCAACGCUAUCUGUAGGUGCAGUACCGGUGCAGCAUCCUCGCGAACAGCUUCAAUGCAUAUCUCCAGUUGAGCUACCAGGUGAACGACAUCCACAAAUCUUGACGCUAGGCAAGCAGGAGCCAACAACCAGUACCAACAUGAAGGCCGCAGACGAUGUAAGGAACCUUGACGAGAGCUCUCGUCAAAAGUUGACCCUUCACGACGAGGUAAUCGAGCUCCGGGAGCAGGUUCGUGACCUACAAGAAAAGGAUAUCGAGAAGACCGCAGAGAUCACAAUGCUACGAGAGGAGAAUGAACUACUUCGUGCCCUUUUGAGGAAAAAGGGGACUGCUCUCCUCCUGACGAGGCAACCUGAAUGA
This is a messenger RNA of Lithohypha guttulata, 1113 nucleotides long. RefSeq lists its product as uncharacterized. The record is from RefSeq and is a predicted model, not a curated record. NCBI's taxonomy places the organism in Eukaryota, Fungi, Ascomycota, Eurotiomycetes, Chaetothyriales, Trichomeriaceae. The transcript has 2 exons. Bases 1 to 1113 code for a protein of 370 amino acids.